CGUUAACAUUUUUUUGUGAUUGUGUUUUGUGACUGCUUCGCAUCAAUUUGUUGUGAGUUUUUAUCAAAAGUUUACUGAAAUAUUUCACUACUAUAUCUUAGUGGGUUCUUGUAAUUUAGUAAAUAUUUUGCGACCUGAAAUUGCUUUCAAACCGCCAAGUGUUAUCAUAAAAUAAAAAAAGAUGAGUGAUUCCACAACAGAUAGUGGCAAGGUGAAGCGUAAAGAUCCGCAUCCGGUGCGGCGGGAGUUUGUGGCCACAAGCAGUUCACAGUACAAAUGCAUGUACUGCAACUGGACCACAAUAAUGAAUGCUACUCGGAUGGUGAAGCACAUCGUCGACCAGUGCGAAAGUUCACCGGAACAGGUGCGAGUAAAACUGAGGGCUAUCCAGCAAGCCACUCUGGAGAAGGAACUUAAUUCGUCCUUUGCAAGUGAAAACAAAAAGGAUAUUCACAAGCUGUUCAACGAAGACGAUAAUAAGAGAGUGUGCAUGUUUUGCCAAUGGUCAACCGUCCGGAAUCUAACUAGGAUGAGGAACCACAUUCUACAACAAUGCACGAAAGUUCCUCGCCACGUUAGGAGCUGUUUCCUAAAGCAGGAGUAUGAUGCAUCAGAGCCAACAAUUGAGUUGAAAAAAGAGAAUAGUUCAUCGUUAGAAACCUAUCGGCUGGUUACAGCAGAGGAUGAUGGCAGUCUUCAGGUAUUGGAAUCUUCUGCUGUUGAUGACGCCGAUCAAGAGAUGGAAGAAACAUACCUCGAGGUUCAAGAGCUAGAUGAACGUAACUGCGGAUGGUGUGAAAAGGCUGUCGCAUAUGAUAGCUAUGAGGUGGAAGAAGAAAGUGAAGUUUUUUGUUCAACACAGUGUUUUCGACGUCACACAGAAAGUACUCGUAAAAAAUCACUGCAAACAAAACCAGCGGUAAUAGCGGUAGAAAAGGAGCCUACCAAACAGCAGAGGCGGUUAUCUAGCCCACAGAAAGUAGAAUCGCCACCAGCCAAGACACGCAAGUUAGUUCAGGUGAAAUCUUUUCUGAUAAAACAAGAAAAUACACCAACUAGACGACGCGUCAGCCGAAGUGAGACCCCCACAUUUCAGGAGGUUGAUAUCGACUCGGAACCGGAAUCGACAGCAGUCCCGCAAACUCCAGCAAAAGCCCAAACGCAACCUGUGCGUGAAGUAGAAAAGGCAAAUAAUGUUCAGCUGGUCGUCAGAGCAAAACCGACUCCAGUGACGCCUGUUCAAAAACCACCAUCUCUAACGAACAAAGCUACAACUAAGAAACAGACGGAAGCCCUGGACGAAGGAUCCUGCCAUUCGUUCGCCGGUGGACACGUUUAUCCCCAGGAGGACGUCCGAUCAGCGGAUCACAAAUUGCAGUGGACUAAGGCGGUUAUUUCCCGACCGGCCCCGCAGUUCGAAGCAACCGCGGUUGUGGGCGGAGCGUUCAAGAAGAUCAAAUUGUCGGACUAUCGGGGCAAGUACCUAGUAUUUUUCUUCUACCCGCUGGAUUUCACCUUCGUCUGUCCAACGGAGAUUCUGGCUUUCUCGGACCGAGUGAAAGAAUUCAAGAAACUGAACACCGAAGUGAUUGCCGCCAGCAUCGAUUCUCAUUUCACUCAUCUAGCCUGGAUCAAUACACCCCGAAAGGAGGGCGGACUGGGAAAGAUCAACAUUCCUCUGGUUAGUGAUAUUACGCAUAGCAUUUCAAAAGACUAUGGAGUGUAUCUGGACGACUUGGGUCAUACGCUUAGAGGUCUUUUCAUUAUUGACGAUCGUGGUAUCUUGCGCCAGAUCACGAUGAACGAUUUGCCCGUUGGACGGUCCGUAGAUGAAACGUUGCGAUUGGUGCAGGCCUUCCAGUACACUGACAAACACGGAGAGGUAUGCCCGGCUGGAUGGAAACCGGGACAAGACACGAUUGUACCUAACCCAGAAGAAAAAAUUAAGUAUUUCGAAAAGAACCAUUAGGCAGUUGAAAAAAAAAUUUACCUCAACUAAAAUAAAUUUAAAAGAAUGCGAUUGGAUCAUAGGAUUAGUUCUAAAUAUACAACUUUUAAUUUUU
Messenger RNA from Wyeomyia smithii (pitcher-plant mosquito), 2063 nucleotides. RefSeq lists its product as uncharacterized. The transcript is spliced from 4 exons. Lineage: Eukaryota; Metazoa; Arthropoda; Insecta; Diptera; Culicidae. Gene Ontology annotation, molecular function: thioredoxin peroxidase activity. Gene Ontology annotation, cellular component: cytosol; endoplasmic reticulum. Gene Ontology annotation, biological process: response to oxidative stress; cellular response to stress; hydrogen peroxide catabolic process. The coding region runs from base 182 to 1969 and encodes 595 amino acids. The record is from RefSeq and is a predicted model, not a curated record.